Molecule: messenger RNA, 1738 nt
Organism: Bactrocera latifrons
Lineage: Eukaryota; Metazoa; Arthropoda; Insecta; Diptera; Tephritidae
Gene: Cyp9c1
Product: probable cytochrome P450 9h1
Exons: 4
Coding region: 137-1684 (515 amino acids)
Molecular function (GO): monooxygenase activity; iron ion binding; heme binding
Source: RefSeq, a predicted model, not a curated record
GCUGUAUUGCGAUUGCUGCAUGAAUUGUGAAAUAUUUCAAUAACAAUAUUUAUUAAUUCGACAUAUCUCGCUCUGUGCGGUGUUUAUAAAGCUUUAUCGUUAAAAAAAAUACAAUUAAUUAUAUGCACACUCACUGAUGGCUCUCGUAGAAGUACUAAUUCUUUUGACACUUGUUGUGUUUUUAUUUUACAAGUGGAGUGUUUCUAAAUAUUAUACAUUUCGUGAUCGAGGGAUACCGCACGACCAGCCAACUCCUUUGAUUGGAAAUUUAGAUACCAAAAUUUUCCUGGGAAAAUCAUCUUUCAUAAAAUUUAUUAUCGAACGAUAUCAAGCUUAUAAAAUCAGUAAAAUUUAUGGAAUUUAUUCGAUGCGUGAUUGCAACAUUCACAUUCGUGACUUGGAACUCAUCAAAAAGGUGGGUAUAAAAGACUUUGAUUCAUUUCCAAAUCACAACUCUGUCGGAGGAGAGAGCAGCGAAACAUUUUUCUCGAAAAGUUUGAUCGCUUUGAAAGACCAAAAGUGGCGGGAAAUGCGAAAUUGUUUGUCACCAGCGUUCACUGGGAGCAAAAUGCGUUUGAUGUUUACACUGAUCAACGAAUGUGUGAUCGAAGCGGUUAACUAUAUCACCAGUGAGAUUCAAGCGAGUGGCAAUACCGGUGUGGACAUCGAAAUGAAAGAUUUUUUCACAAGAUUCACAAAUGAUGCUAUUGCAUCCACAGCAUUCGGCAUACGAAUCAAUUCAUUCAAUGAUCGAAAUAACGAGUUCUAUCGGACCGGAAAAGCGGUUACUGAGUUUACUGGGUUCGUUUUAUUUAAAGCUAUUUUAUUUGGACUUAUUCCGAAAGUAAUGAAGGUGUUACGUAUAAAAUUAUUUGAUGACAAAAUUCUUAAAUACUUCAAUCAUUUGGUAAUUGAUGCUAUGAAAUACCGAAAGGAACACCGAAUUGUACGCCCCGAUAUGAUACACCUAUUAAUGGAAGCUAAACAGCACUAUGAAACAUCGGAUUUGAAGGGAGAACAUGCUGAAUUUACUGAUGAAGACCUUUUAGCUCAGUGUACGCUCUUCUUCGUUGCCGGAUUUGAAACCGUAUCCGCUUGUUUAUGUUUCACAGCGCACGAGUUGCUUGAAAACCCCGAAAUUCAAGAUAGACUUUACUUAGAGAUUUUGGAUACGCAAAAUUCACUGGACGGAAGCCCCUUAAACUACGAUUCACUUAUAAAGAUGAGGUAUAUGGAUAUGGUUAUAUCGGAGUCUUUGCGUAAAUGGCCUCCAGUAAUCAUAACAGAUCGUAUUUGUUCCGCGGAUUAUAGUCUUAAGGACGACGAAGGAAGUUUUAUUGCUAAAAUUAAAAAAGGCGACAAUAUAUUUGUACCCAUAAUUGGCAUCCAUCGUGAUCCCGAUUACUAUCCUAAUCCGAACCAGUUUGAUCCCGAACGAUUUUCUGAUGAAAAUAAAAAUAAAAUUAACCCAAUGAGCUAUUUACCGUUCGGUGUGGGUCCCAGAAUGUGUAUAGGAAAUCGGCUGGCACUGAUGGAGGUCAAGGCAAUUAUUUACCAUAUUAUAUUGAAUUUUAAAAUCGUGCGGACAGAGAAAACAUGCGAAAACUUAAUGGAGUCCAUUUCUGGAUUUACCUUAAUACCAAAAGAACGCUUUUGGAUGAAAUUUGUUCCAAGGAACUCUUAAAGUUAUUCAUCUUUGUUUUUAUAUGAAUUCCAUUAAAUAUGUCAUUUAAAAUAA